GAGAUAAGUUAGCGAUACCUAAUUUUAAUACAAUCUCUUUACUUACUAUUAUAGAAAAACAAAUAAAGAGAAAACUCUAUCAAAACGUUUAAACGAGGGUUUCUUUCCUUAGCUCCCAGCUAAACGACUCAAAACGCUCAAUCUCUCUUACCGUUUUGAUUUCUGAGGUACUGAAUCGUAGUUUUCAAGACCAUGUCUGGUGAAGAGGAGGAAAACGCCGCAGAACUCAAAAUCGGAGACGAGUUUUUGAAAGCGAAGUGUUUGAUGAACUGUGAAGUUUCAUUAAUUCUGGAGCACAAAUAUGAGCAGCUUCAGCAGUCAUCUGAUGAUGCUGUGAAUCAAGUUUCUCAGGUAUUUGAGAAGUCAUUGCAGUAUGUGAAGCGUUUCAGCCGCUAUAAAAAUCCUGAUGCUGUUAGACAAGUUCGAGAAAUUCUGGCAAGAUAUCAGUUGGCUGAGUUUGAGCUGUGUGUCCUAGGCAAUCUUUGCCCAGAAACUGUGGAGGAAGCUAUUGCUAUGGUUCCAUCUAUUAAGACAAGAGGGCGAGCUCAGGAUGACGAAGCAAUUGAGAAAAUGUUAAACGACUUAUCACUAAUUAAGAAAUUUGAAUAAACUUUCGACCAAUACUUGCAAAUCAUGGCUAUUCCUGUGCUGUAUGUAAUGUUAGUGGUACUAUAUGUCAUAUCACUUGAGUGCGAGCAAAUGUGUUAUAUGGUUGUUACAAAACUCAUCAUGGUAAUAUAGUAGCAACUUUACCUUGAUAAAACUUUUAUCAAGAGGGAUUUGAUAGA
Messenger RNA from Lathyrus oleraceus (garden pea), 788 nucleotides. Its product is annotated as DNA-directed RNA polymerase II subunit 4. The record is from RefSeq and is a predicted model, not a curated record. Gene Ontology annotation, cellular component: RNA polymerase complex. Gene Ontology annotation, biological process: DNA-templated transcription initiation. The transcript is spliced from 7 exons. Bases 193 to 609 code for a protein of 138 amino acids. Gene Ontology annotation, molecular function: nucleotide binding. Lineage: Eukaryota; Viridiplantae; Streptophyta; Magnoliopsida; Fabales; Fabaceae.